Messenger RNA from Frankliniella occidentalis (western flower thrips), 2737 nucleotides. It is a transcript of the gene nkd, whose product is annotated as serine/arginine repetitive matrix protein 1. The annotation marks the transcript as partial. NCBI's taxonomy places the organism in Eukaryota, Metazoa, Arthropoda, Insecta, Thysanoptera, Thripidae. Gene Ontology annotation, molecular function: calcium ion binding. The record is from RefSeq and is a predicted model, not a curated record. The transcript has 6 exons. Gene Ontology annotation, cellular component: cytoplasm. Gene Ontology annotation, biological process: negative regulation of Wnt signaling pathway.
AAGAAGGAUUACAUGUUGUGGUCGUUGUUUUGUUGCAGUGCUCCAGCAAGACAGCAAUGAUGGUCGGUCGGACACGGAAGAGCUGCUGCGGGCCGGACAGCCGCCGCCGCAGGACUCUCGCGCGCCCAGCCCCGCGCCCAGCAGCCCCGCGCCUCCCCCGGCCAGCGUCCGCGACAAGGAGCGCGAGAGGACGCCCAGCCAGGAGCGCGCAGCGCGCCGAGAGCGACUGCCCAGCCCCGAGCGGCCGGGGCGAGUCAAGGAGCAGGACAAGCAGGCCGGAGACCAGAACACCACACAGCCGCAGCCACAGCCCAGCCCCACCAACAGGCAUCUCAACUUCGAGGAGUUUGAGUGCGACGUGUCCGUGGAAGGGGGGGUCGACGAGGCGGGUCAGGAGCGACAAGAAUUUUCAUUUACCUUGUACGAUUUUGAUGGCCACGGCAAAAUCACGAAGGACGACAUCACCGGACUCGUGAGCACAAUCUACGAUACCCUCGGCGCUUCCAUAAAGGUGCCGCACUACGGAAGCAAGACCAUCAAGGUGAAGCUGACCGUAUCCCCGGACAAGCGCGCAGCCAUGGGCUCGUCCGAUGCGAACGGCACCAGCAACCCUACGUAUGUCAACGGCGUACCCCCAGUAGCCGAGCACGCCGACGAUGAGCCCCAGACCACGCCGCCCACCCGCGUGCGCUUCAAGCGGGACCUGAACGUCACCAUCCAGGAGAGGCGGCCGCCGCGGCCCCGGAGGACCUCCAGCGCGAGUGUGCGGCGGAGGCCGUCAGCGGCCUCAACCCCGGCCCCGGCCCCGGCCCCGGCCCCGGCCCCGGCUCCGGUCCCAGUCUCGGCCCCACCACCUCCACCCCCGCCCCAGCGGGAGCGGGAGCCCAGCGAGGACAGGGGCUAUGUCGUGCACAGCUGCAGCAGCAGCUGCCGCAGCGGUGCCGGCAGCGAGGGCGGCGACGUAGAGGUCGACGGCUCCGCCGACGAGGAUGACAUCGAGGACGAGGACGACGACGGAGGGCGGACGUGCCCGGCCACAGGGCUGUCUCCAGCCAGCGUGGCCGCCGCGGCCGUGGCCAGCGUGGCGGCUAACGUCGCCGCCAACGGCUGCCACUCGCCUCACGUCAAGAAGCGGUCCUCGAGCAUGCAGCGCCAGGAGCUGCUGCAGAUCAUCCAGGCUAACAUGGAGAAGAUGGCUAAAAAGUCGUGCAGCGAGAGGACGGGCUUGGAGGAGAGGCGGCACAGCCACAGUGGCGUGCACCCGCACCGCCACCGCCACCGGCAGAAGAAGGCCGCCCCGCCCAUGUCGCUGUCCGCGUCCAACUCGCCCCAGCGCAUUUACGACUACGCCACCACCCCCUACUACGUGAACCUGGCCGACAAGGGAGAGAACGCCCCCGGGGACGCCGACACGUACAGAUACGUGGUGUGCACGCCGAAGCACCAGCCCAUGUACCAUAAUGUGCCUUGCCGAGACAGGGGCCACAACCGGUCUCGCUCCCACGACCUCACCACCACCAACACCCACAACCACAACCACGCGCACCAGCACAGUCACAACCAUAGUCAUAGUCACAACCCUGCCGCGCCGCUGUUCCGGUACACCUUGCUCCAGGAGGACAACACCAGCAGCGUGCAGGCCUUCAACGUGAGGCCGGCCAAGUCCCCCGCGGCCAACAGGAGGACCCGUCUACCCCCGACGGCCGCAGGCCACACGUCCUCACCCCAUCACCUCAAGCAUCGCAACCGCGAGCAGGACCAGGCGCGAGCCAUGGCGCAGGUUGUGCAAUGGCUGGAGCAGGAGUUUUCAGCUUCCCUCAACACUAGGACAACUGCUGGUGUGCAGGAGGUUCUUAUCAAUGCCAAGGCUCAUCGUACGAAGAGUAAGUCAUUUACAUCGCCAACAGAGCCGGCCCCAGCUCCAUCUGCAACCACCCAUCCGGGACCUAAUAUCUCCAGUAACACUCCUCAAUCAACACCUCAUGAUGAAGAACCGGCACCAUCAGCUGGAGAUGUUAAGCAGCACGAACACCAUCAUGUUCAUGAACAUAUUCAUCAUCAUUACCACCAUUAUCAAGAAACACCCCCCGUACUAGUGUAGAAUUGUAAAUUGCUUCUCAUAUUUAACAUUCCAGUUUGCCUAAAAAGGUGUUCCUGUAGUCAAAACCCAAAAUGAAAAAGCAUUUUUAUGAACAGUUAAGAAGAUAUUGUUUGUUGGAGCACAGAUUCUCAUUGUCUGAUUUUCAUUUCUGGAAAUAUUCCCCUUAUCAAAAAUGUGUCAGCCAUAGAGAGAACCCUUAUUUUAAGUUAUUGCCAUUUAUAAUUGUGUUCAUAUUGAACUGAGUUCCUAACCUGCUGUUUGUACUAAACAAUAUAUUUUCUCUUCCACUUCCUCUCAGUGCGGUGGGAAAAAUAAGUUUAGUCCCCAUCUCAUCACCCUAUUUCUAAGAUACUAUUAUGUAAAUUAGUGUUUCCUAACGUCCCUUUGUCAUUCAAUUACGUUCAUAUUGUAUAUAAGCCCUAUUUUUAUCAUUUUGAUUCAUGCUCAAUGAAUUUUAUAGAUCCAUUUCAUUUAUUUUGUUGUGUUGGUCAUUUGAUUGUACGCCAUUUUCAUUGUUAAUAUUCUCUUGCCACCAUUAUCAUUCAACAUUAAGUACAAUCAUUUGACUGCAACAGUGGUUUAUGUGACCUGCUAGUCUAUUAUUUUUUAUAAUUUAUGUACAUUGUCCAUUACAUU